AUGGAUAACUCAGCCAACAAAAAAUGCAUCAGCACGCCUCUCGAUGAUGACUCCAUCGACAGCGAAGCCACGGGCGAGACCUUCGACUACGAUGGAAUCGCAAGCGUCGCAUCCGAACCCAGACAGAUUGGCGUUGCUGGUGCUAUGUUCCUGAUCCUGAAUAAGAUGAUCGGGACUGGAAUCUUCUCGACCCCUUCCAGCAUAUUCGCAGCAACCGGAUCGGUAGGGAUCAGCCUACUGUUAUGGGCAGUCGCCGGUCUCCUCACGCUCUCCGGCCUCAGCGUGUACCUCGAAUUCGGCCUGGCCAUCCCCCGCUCGGGCGGCGAAAAGAACUACCUCGAGCGCAUCUUCCGGCGCCCGCGGCGGCUGGCCACGAGCGUCUUCGCCGUCCAGAUCGUGCUGCUCGGCUUCUCCGCCGGGAACUCCCUCGCCUUCGGCCGCUACGUGCUCCUCGCAGCGGGCCACCCGAUGCCCGACGGCUGGAUCCCGCGCGCCAUCGCCGUCGCCUGCAUGACCUUUGUCGUCGUCCUACACGGCGUGUUUCCGCGAUGGGGCCUCCGCCUCACGAAUGCCCUCGGCAUCUUCAAGGUCCUCGUGCUGCUGCUGAUCGUCUUCUCCGGGUUUGCGGCCCUCUCUGGCUACCGGCUGGUUGAGGAUCCGCAUAACUUUGAUGACUUCUGGUCGGUCGAGAAGGGGGACGGGUAUGGCGGCGGUGGGGCCUACGCGUAUGCUACCGCGCUGCUGCAGGUGGUGUACAGCUACAAGGGCUGGGAGAAUGCCAACUACGUGAUGGGGGAGCUGAAGAACCCGCAGCGGACGCUCAAAAUCGCAGCCCCUCUUGCGGUCGUGGGGAUCACGGUGUUGUAUGUGCUCGCCAAUGUCGCGUACUUUGCGGCCAUUCCAAAGGGGGAGCUCGCCAAGUCCGAGGUUAUCGUUGCUGGGCUGUUUUUCCGGAAUAUGUUUGGGGAGAGCGCGGCCGCGAGGAGUCUCCCAGCGCUCGUCGCGCUCAGCAAUAUUGGAAAUGUGCUGGCGGUGAGCUUUGCCCAUUCCCGAGUCAACCAUGAGUUGGCUAGGGAGGGGGUAUUGCCGUGGAGCAAGUUUUGGGCAUCCACUAAGCCGUUCAAUACGCCAGCGGCUUCGCUCUUCCUCCACUGGCUCGUCACCGUCAUCGUGCUCAUUGCGCCCCCACCAGGCCCGGCAUACAACUUCAUUGUCAACCUAUACACCUACCCCGGCGCGUGGAUCAACGCCUUCGUCGCCGGCGGCCUGAUCUACCUGCGCCUCAGCAAAUCCGAGCGCUGGUCCUCGCCCUGGCAAACCUACCUCCCAGUCCCCCUCGUCUACCUGUGCCUCAACAUCUUCCUCGUCGUCACCCCCUUCGUGCCGCCAAACAGCGACUGGAAUGCCGACGGCUACCCGUACUACGCUUUCCCGCUCGUCGGCACGGGCGUCUUGCUGCUGGGGGCGGUGUACUGGUUCUUGUGGACUAGAGUCUGGCCGCGGUGGAGUGGGCGCGGUGUCGUGGUGGUGGUGGCGGAUUUGGGUGGUGAUGGUGAGGAGACGGUUGUGUAUGGGAAGCCGUUGCAGGCUGAGUCGGCGCUGCUGGGAGGGGUGGAGGAACCGUUGCUGGGUGGGAGGAGUGGCAGCAAGGUACAAGGUUAUAGUAGCAUUGACUGA
Chaetomium fimeti is the source of this 1677-nucleotide messenger RNA. RefSeq names its product amino acid permease-domain-containing protein. NCBI's taxonomy places the organism in Eukaryota, Fungi, Ascomycota, Sordariomycetes, Sordariales, Chaetomiaceae. The coding region runs from base 1 to 1677 and encodes 558 amino acids. The record is from RefSeq and is a predicted model, not a curated record. Gene Ontology annotation, biological process: amino acid transmembrane transport. The transcript has 5 exons. Gene Ontology annotation, cellular component: membrane. Gene Ontology annotation, molecular function: L-amino acid transmembrane transporter activity.